GGGGAGAGCGAGGGAGGCGAGAGAGGGGAGACGAGAGGAGGAUGCGGUGGGCGUGGGAUCAGCAGCAGCUGCUGCUGCUUCUGCUGCGGGGGCGGGAGAACCGAGGGCGGGUGUGGGCGGGGGCGAUCCUGCUGUGGCUGUUGCUCAUGCUGGCCACGCCCAGGAUCUCCCACUCCCACGCCUUCCACCUCUUCGCCGAUAUGCGCAACUUCUUGGGUGUUCCGAAUACUUUAAAUGUGCUCACGACCUUCCCCUUUUUGCUCGUCGGAGUCCCCGGACUCGUCCUCUGUCUAUCGGGCUGUUGCUUCGGCAUAAGCUUGAGAGGAGAGAUGUGGGGCUGGGCGUUCUUCUAUGCCGCGACGGCCACGGCUGCUUUUGGGUCCGCUUAUUAUCAUCUGAGGCCCGACGAUGAUCGCGUCGUUUGGGACAAAUUGCCGAUGAUGACUUCAGCUUCUUCGCUCUUAUCUAUAUUAGUUAUAGAGAGAAUAGAUGAGCGGAUGGGCAUUUCUUGUUUGUCUUCCCUCAUAACACUCGUUCUUGUUAGCAUUGCAUGUGAGAGGACUUUCGAUGAUCUGCGAUUGUGCAUGAUGUUCCACAUUGUGCCAUGCAUUGCAAUCCCUGCUUUGCUCUUCUUAUUUCCACCCAAGUAUACACAUUCCAGAUUUUGGUUUUGUGCAACAGGAUUUUACCUUCUAGCUAGAUUUGAAGCCAUUGCUGAUAAGAAAAUUUACAGUGCAAGUCGAUACAUCAUAAGUGGGCACUCUUUGGAGCACCUGUGUUUGGCAAUGGUUCCUAUCAUACUUACAGUCAUGCUUUGGUUCAGAAGUAUUAAGAUUGCCAGGGACUCUUAAUGCAGGUCUCUUUAAGUCCUUAUUGUUGGAAGCACCAAAGAACCAGCACAGCCAGUGAUCAUCUUCUGGAACCAUCAAAGUUCCCGAUAUGUGAGAGCAUCAAGAAACAACUUGGUGAUUGCAUCAAACUGACACUGACCUGAAAGUUAAUAUAAGCCCUAGUUGAUGUUUGGUGACUACGUUGAUCAUUUACUUUCUUUCAAAGGAUUUUUAGAGUGGCAAUUGCCUGUUGCUUCUUGAUGCAUCAUCAGAUGAUGUAAAUGACUUGACUGAUUAAAGCGCAAUUUUCCAAA
Musa acuminata AAA Group (dessert banana) is the source of this 1144-nucleotide messenger RNA. RefSeq lists its product as uncharacterized. The coding region runs from base 42 to 851 and encodes 269 amino acids. The transcript is spliced from 7 exons. The record is from RefSeq and is a predicted model, not a curated record. NCBI's taxonomy places the organism in Eukaryota, Viridiplantae, Streptophyta, Magnoliopsida, Zingiberales, Musaceae.